Messenger RNA from Malassezia japonica, 552 nucleotides. RefSeq names its product Calcium-binding protein NCS-1 (gene ncs1). Gene Ontology annotation, cellular component: intracellular membrane-bounded organelle; membrane; cytosol. Lineage: Eukaryota; Fungi; Basidiomycota; Malasseziomycetes; Malasseziales; Malasseziaceae. Gene Ontology annotation, molecular function: calcium ion binding. The transcript is spliced from 4 exons. The record is from RefSeq and is a predicted model, not a curated record. The coding region runs from base 1 to 552 and encodes 183 amino acids.
AUGGGCAAGGCACAGUCGAAACUCUCCCCCGAGCAGUUGUCCGAUCUGCAGAAGAACACUUACUGUAUGUACAAGGGAUUCAUGAAUGACUGCCCUUCUGGCGUGCUGGACAAGGCGGAAUUCGCGCGGAUAUACAAGCAGUUCUUCCCCUUUGGCGAUCCCACUGUUCUGGCAGAAUACGUGUUCAACGUCUUUGACGAGAACAAGAACGGGUCGAUCGACUUCAAGGAGUUUAUUUGUGCGCUGAGCAUCACGAGCCGUGGUCGCCUGGACGAGAAGCUGCGUUGGGCGUUCCAGCUCUACGACAUCGAUGGUGACGGGACGAUCACCUACAAUGAAAUGCUCACCAUUGUGCGUGCCAUCUACAAGAUGACCGGACAAAUGGUCAAGCUGCCGGAAGACGAGGACACUCCGGAGAAGCGCGUUGAGAAGAUCUUCCGUAUGAUGGAUCGCGACAAAAACUCGGAGCUGUCGUUCGAGGAGUUCAAGGAGGGCUCCAAGCAAGACCCAUCGAUCGUCCAGGCACUUUCCUUGUACGAUGGGCUUGUGUAA